AUGGACCGCGCCUCGUGCUUGGUGCCGCCGACAACACCCCGCGCCCCAAGCGACGCGCUCGUGCUCCAAGCCAAACACGCGCUGCGACUGUACGUCGACGACGCGCAGGUGCAAGGCCGCAGCCGCCGCGUCUCGUGGAAGCUCGACAAGAUCUCGGAGAAUGGCAAGGUCCAGUACUACUCGGGCAUCGCGAUCGACGGCAGCGUCGUCGUUGCCAGCGCGACGCAGCUGCACGCGACGCUCGACGAGGCCGCGCAGCUCUGCGCGCAGCUGCAGCCGUUCCAGGUCGUCGACGCGACCGAGUCGACACGGCUCUUUGAAGCCCACACGCCGAACCAGCCGCCGCACCGGUACGUCGGCGUCCAGUGGAUGGCGUUUGCUGUCCCCGGCGUCGGGAAGGGGCGCGACGCGUGCGUCCUCGAGUGCCGGGACACGGUCGUCAACGAGCGCGGUAAGCAUGUGUACGCGUACCUCCUCGAGUCCAUCGAGACGCCCGUGUGCGCGUCGCUCGAGGCGACGCAUGGAUUCGUGCGGGCGACGCUGCGCAUGACGGGCUAUGUCUUUACACAGCUGCGGCCCGGCCUCCUCCUCGCCGUGCACACGAUGCACGUGCACUUCAAGGGCAACCUCCCCAAGGUGCUCGGGCGUCUCUUCGCCAAGCGGCGCGUCGCGAGCCUCGAGCACCUCGAGCAGGCGCUGUGGCAGCUACGCAACGCCGAUACGUUUCUCUUCACGGACCAGCACCGCAAGCGCGCGUGCCCGAUUUGCUUCAAGCCAUGGAAGCGCCUGCAGACCAAGAAAACGUGCGGCGCGUGCAGCCUCCGCGUCUGCGCCGCGUGCUGCACGACGGGUCUCGUGCCGGGAUUGCACAAGGUCGUGCCCUUCUGCCUCGCGUGCGCGUUCGCUGCGCCGUCGACACUGUCGUCGACGUCGCUCUUGACAGCGACCGCGUCGUUUGCGUCCGACUCGACCGCGAGCUCGAUCCGCAUGCUGCGGGCGUGGAGCCUCAACGACGACUACGACGACGUGUCGGACGGCUACAACACGGCAGCGUCGUCCGUGCGGUCGUCUCGAGUGACGCGGGAGAUGCUCCGCGCCCUCGCACCGCCAGCCAGCACCCGCCGCAGCGUCGCAACCGACAUUUCACGCAACAGCGAAAUCUGGACCGACGCGAUUUCUAUCUUCCGCGACCACGUCGACAACUUCAAGGCGUACCACGCACCGAGCACGACGCCCGUGCAGUGGCGCCUCGGGUAG
Saprolegnia parasitica CBS 223.65 is the source of this 1257-nucleotide messenger RNA. RefSeq lists its product as hypothetical. NCBI's taxonomy places the organism in Eukaryota, Oomycota, Saprolegniomycetes, Saprolegniales, Saprolegniaceae. The record is from RefSeq and is a predicted model, not a curated record. Gene Ontology annotation, molecular function: lipid binding. The coding region runs from base 1 to 1257 and encodes 418 amino acids. The transcript is spliced from 2 exons.